AUGGAAGAGGAGCUCCGGGAGGCCUCGGAGGUCAACGCCGCGGCCCUCGCGGCCGGUGCCGAUGCGCUGCCGCCACCGUUCGUGGAUGGGGCUACCUACCAAGCGUGGGAAGACUGGGCCAUGGCUACGGAGCUCAAUGAGGCCCCGUGCCGAAAGCGGCGGUGGAUGCAAGUUGAAAUAGCGACUGGGAGCCACGAUGCGCCGAGGGUUGCGAGGGUUGUCUCUGUGCCUGUGCCGCCGCCGGGAAUACCUCUGACCAUCACGGCCACGAUCCACGAGGUGAACGCCACAGCAGACGCCCCCUCCACGGUGGGAGCGUCGGAAGCUCCUACGGUCGCGGUCCCCCCGGGGCCACCGGCUACAGCUUUGGACGAGGAGACGGACCCUUUGUUUGGGCUCAGCAUGGAGGAAUAUUUUGAGGUCUAUCGUCUCUGGAGCACGGGGGCACUCACAGGGGAUCAAGUUCAGGCUCGCCACGGGGCUUCGGUUCGCGAGUUGAUCGAGACUCAGUGGAUGGCAGAGGGAGGGGCAUUUGACACGGUGCCCAGCACGGGGUUGGUGGUGCCUGUGAAUGAACAGCCCAUGGAUGGACAUGAGGGACCAGGGUCGAGGGAUGAGAUCACGAAUACGGGAACGAAAGAGGAUGACGAGAACGCCUGA
Symbiodinium sp. CCMP2592 is the source of this 660-nucleotide messenger RNA. The record is from the annotation of a GenBank genome assembly. NCBI's taxonomy places the organism in Eukaryota, Dinophyceae, Suessiales, Symbiodiniaceae.